AUGGGAUCAGCGCCGAACUGCAGGCUAUAAAUAGGCCGUUCUGUGGCGAAGGGCUCGACGCUCUCAAACCCACACAGGCUGUCUCUCCUGUCAACGCGUCGAGUUCUCCCGCUCCAGAUCACAGGUGGCCUGAAUCACAGCCAAUCAUCUGCUCCGAAUCCUAAAGCACCUUAUCUGCAGCCUCCAGGUUUCUGGCUCCCUGAAGAUUUCUUGAGCAUUUGAGAGAAGAGAGAGGUGAAGAUGAACACUGCGUUGGCCUGCCUGGUGCUCCUGGCAUCCUUGGGGGUACUGCAUGGAGCCGAGGAGACUGACUAUGGCCAGACUCUUUCACAGGACACCCUGAAAGAGCUGUCUCUGGAGGGUGGGAGGUACGUGGAGGAGGAGAUGAGGAGAGCGCUGAUGGGAGUGAAACAGAUGAAGGAGAUCAUGGAGAGGAACGAGGAGAAGCACGAUCACCUCAUGAAGACCCUGAAGCACAGCAGCGAGAAGAAAAAGGGGGCAGCACAGUUGGCCAAAGAGGUGGAGCAGAAGCUGGGGGAGGCGGAGCAGCACUGCCAGGAGUCACUGAAGUCCUCCUGGGAGGAGUGUCGGCCCUGCCUGGAGGAAGUCUGCAAGGCCUUCUACACCUCCACCUGCAGACGCGGCUUCUCCGCCUUCACCUACAAGGUGGAGCAGUUUUUCCAGAAGAUGACCUCCCUGGCCAAUCAGGAGGUCCUGCUGGUGAACGGCAGCGCUGAGGACCUGGACGUGGAGGUGCUGCAGGUGGAGGACUCCUUCGGCAGGCUCCUGCGUCGGGUGGGCAGCCUGUACGACCGGAGCGUGGCGCUGGCGACCAGCAUGCAUCAGGAGUUCGCCCAGGUGUUCCGUGCGGUCUUCUCUCCGGAGACCAGCGGGGGCAGCGUUGAGCACCUCGCUCAGGCACGGGGAGAGCCGGAUUCCUCGGACUUCUUCCAGGGCGUCGGGCUGGACGAGGUGCUGGAGACCUUCUUCAAUUUCAGCAGGAGCGUGCUCCAGGAGUUCAGCUCGGCCGUCACGCAGGUGUUCGACGACAUUCACCAGACCUUCCAGGAAACGGCCGUGCAAAAUGAUAAAAAGGCGUUCCCUCGCUGGGUCCCGUCCCGGAGCAGACAGCUGUGCGCAGAUCUGCGCAGACAGACGUCCGAGUGCUGGCAGCUGAGCAGCCGGUGUGUGCCCUGCCAGGGAAAACUGCUGGAGGAGUGCCCCAGUGUGCGCGACCUGCAGGUGGAGCUGAGCGAGGUGUCCCAGCUGCUCCAGGUGGCCAGCCAGCAGUACGAGGAGGUGCUGCAGAUCGUGAAGCACCACACGGAGGACACCGUCAGCUGGCUCAGCAACAUGGCCUCCAGCUUCGGCUGGGUCGCAGAGCUCGCCCUCAACAGCACUGGGGAGCCGGAGAACUUCUUCAGCAUCUCCACAGUGGUUCCCCAGCCAGAGGCCGGUGAUGACAGCACGGUGGAGGUGAACAUCCUGAGCUCCCCCCUGCUCACCCUGAGCGUACCUGCUGAGCUGCAGGUGGACGACCCCGCCUUCAUCCAGUACGUGGCCCAGGAGGCGCUGGGCAGGUACAAGCUCCUGCUCAGGCACGAUGAAGACUGAGCUGACUCAAACCCUGCCUGUGUCGACACGUUCCAGCACAGAUCCCAACGGCAGCCCUUCUGUCUAAUCCUCAGACUGUACUUCCCAACAUAAAGGCACUUGUGUUUCCUACAGUACCAUGUUCACGGCGUGCUAGCUAAACACAAACUAUAUUUACAUAAUGUGAAAAGUAAACAAAACAUUCAUUAUCUAUUGAUAGUUUGUUGUUAAUGUGUUAUAUAUUUGUAAACUUAAUUUAAUGUGUGCUAUACAAUUGAGUAUCAAUUCCUGGUGUUUUGAUUAAAUUAUUAAACCAUGAACAACAGUCUUGUGUGACCAUUUGUGUAGCUCUGUGUCUGAAAACGGUGAUACACAACCUCUGAGAAUACCCCACAUUCUGUACUAAUAUAUAAUGAUACACAACCUCUGAGAAUACCCCACAUUCUGUACUAAUAUGUAAUGAUACACAACCUCUGGGACUACCCCACAUUCUGUACUAAUAUAUAAUGAUACACAAACUCUGUGGCUACCGCACAUUCUGUACUAAUAUAUAAUGAUACACAAACUCUGGGACUACCCCACAUUCUGUACUAACGGAGAGAAUAAAUCAGGAGGCGGAUCAAAGCCAGGGCGGGGUUUCUGAGCAUGUGCAGACCGCACAGUUUUAGCCUUCUAGAACCUUCCCUGUUCCACCCCUGGGAACCUGCAGUCACAACAGUAUUUUCUUUAGGUUAUACUAGAAAAACAAAGUGGGAAAAAGGCAUCAGACAAAAAACUACUCAAAGCAUGCCACGAGAGGGUGCCGUGUCACCAAUUUCUGUCCAUAAAUUAUUUUGUGGUUGAUACAUUUUUGUGGAUGAGAGGAUUUUCUUGUAACCUCUUCCCCCCCCACACACACACACACCCUUUUUUUUAAAAUGAAAAAACAUUUAGAUAAAAACAUGUUUUUUCCCAGAAAAUACAUUUAGUAUUUAGAGCACUGGCAGGGCUGUAAGCGAGAGAGAAGAACCUGUUCUGCUAAACAGGCUGGCCUUCAUUCCACUGCAGAGCCAACAGCCCGGCCUGCAAGUAAAAACACGGACAUUACAGAGAAGCGGCCCUGCGUACAGGAUCUCCUCUACUAACACAGGAAAUGGCUCUCUCUUCUGAAUGAAUAUCUCUUACGGUGUUACAUUCAUUAUAGUGUACACCCCACGGCCUGGUGUAAACUAUAA
Molecule: messenger RNA, 2807 nt
Organism: Anguilla anguilla (European eel)
Lineage: Eukaryota; Metazoa; Chordata; Actinopteri; Anguilliformes; Anguillidae
Product: clusterin-like protein 1
Exons: 11
Coding region: 241-1614 (457 amino acids)
Source: RefSeq, a predicted model, not a curated record